Messenger RNA from Guyanagaster necrorhizus, 784 nucleotides. RefSeq lists its product as uncharacterized. The coding region runs from base 11 to 784 and encodes 257 amino acids. The record is from RefSeq and is a predicted model, not a curated record. Lineage: Eukaryota; Fungi; Basidiomycota; Agaricomycetes; Agaricales; Physalacriaceae. The transcript is spliced from 6 exons.
CCGCUCCACCAUGUCAGUCCAUCUCGAGAAACGAAUCGAAGACCCACCGGAAGGACACCCCUCCUCGCUAGCUUUUGUCGCUUAUGGGAUCAUAGGCGGGGCAAUGGACUGUCCCGUAACCUCUGUCAUUGCUGAGUAUAUGCGUGUUAACCGAAACGCAAGAGUUGUCAUAUGGAAGGCACGAAGCAUGGGCGGCACCAAAGGCGGAAAGGAGCAUUCAGGGUUCUUAGAAUGGAUGGGAGCGUUGAACUGCAGUGAUUACAAGCAUAUAUUUGAAGAGCAAGUCCAGAAAUUCGAGAACGAUUUUCCUUCCGUGAGGGGAUGUAAUCUGUUCGUCUGUGCUCCAUUUACGGCACGACCAUUCCGCGGAUUACAACGGGAGAGAAAAUGUUCGCAGUAUGGACGAAUGAUUGAUUACAGAUGGGCUCUCUGUAUGCUAUACACAUACGACCACGUUGAAUCCGUCAAACGGGUAACAACACGCACUACUCACGAUGAUGCUGUUGAGCACCUGAACGAAGUGAAAAAUGUGAAAUAUAAUGCGACUAUCUACCGCAGUAGGCACGCAGAGCCAACAUUGGAGCCCUUGUCGCAGUUUGAGCAUCCACAUUCGCUCCGAAGUCACAAUCAAGUAUUCGAAAAGCAUCUACAACUAUACAAGGCCGUCAUGGGUAUCCACAAAUUAACGUGGGACACACGCUUGCUUCGAUGUUCAUCUCUAACCGCCUUAGCCGCCGCCUGUCUCUUAAUCUCCGUUGUCAUUCGUCACGUGGAAUAUGCGUGA